Messenger RNA from Dibothriocephalus latus, 483 nucleotides. Lineage: Eukaryota; Metazoa; Platyhelminthes; Cestoda; Diphyllobothriidea; Diphyllobothriidae. The record is from the annotation of a GenBank genome assembly.
AUGAUUCAGGACGAACUCCUCUUGGAUCCCUUCUGGCAGUCUACCUACACAGCAUCUCCUCGGCAGUCCGCUAACUCCGCCGACUUGGACACGUUUAGCCUUAUUGAUAUCUCCGACCCGCCAACCGCGAUCUCAGAUAUGAGCCCAAUCCUCCCGUCGCCAACAGAUUUGGAUGCAGCUCUUGACACUGUCAUCUCUUCGGACGCGGAAGCGAGAACAGUUGCAGUCAGGCGAGUGAUAUUUAUGCUGCACCGGCUUUACGCGACAACGAGGGCGCGAAACCUCUCAGCGACGCCCUCGUCCUCAGACGGCACCCUGCCCUCCUCCCUCUACUUCCGCCUCCUGCUGCCCUAUGUAGACUGUUUGACCAAAAAAAUGCCCCUCGCCCUGCUGCAAGAUGCCAGCAUUUGCGGAAAUCGACGCUUUGGUCGAAUCUGUUGCUCCCUUUGGCGCAGUCUUCACACCGUAAUGCCUCAACGGUAA